Molecule: messenger RNA, 1345 nt
Organism: Cuscuta epithymum
Lineage: Eukaryota; Viridiplantae; Streptophyta; Magnoliopsida; Solanales; Convolvulaceae
Source: the annotation of a GenBank genome assembly
CAUUAUAAUAGAUACAUACAUCUGCAAGUCUGCAGACACAAAUAUCUGGUUAUUAUUAUAUACACAGAAUCGGAUCAAAUUAUUUAGGAUGUGUGUCCAAAGCUGUUUCGUUGGAGCCUUGAAUCUGCUGGUGGUAAUAUCUAGAGGGCAAUUCUUCAACUGGAGGGAAAGAGAGAGAGGGAGGGAAUCAAUGGAGUUUUACACAUACCCAUCUCAUCCUCGGCCUUCAUCUUCAACUUUUUCUUCGUUUUCAUUUGAGAACCUGGUUGACAAGGCCAAGGAAUUCUUCACCUUUGCUAUCUCUUCUUUCAUUGGCAAUGUCUUUUCUGCCAUCUUUACCUUCUUCUUCGCCUUAGUGGGUACCUUAUUAGGAGCAAUGACUGGAGCUUUGAUUGGCCAAGAGACCGAGAGUGGGUUCAUAAGAGGGGCUGCCGUAGGUGCUAUCUCUGGGGCUGUUUUCUCUCUAGAGGUCUUUGAGUCAUCUCUGCUGUUGUGGCAGUCAGAUGAGUCCGGAAUUGGGUGUCUCCUUUACUUGAUUGAUGUGAUUGCAAGCCUUUUGAGUGGUAGACUUGUUCGUGAGCGUAUUGGUCCGGCAAUGCUAAGUGCGGUGCAAAGUCAGAUGGGAGCCAUUGAAGCUGCAUAUGACGAGGCAUCUAACAUUUUUGACCUAGGCGGUUCGAAGGGUUUACCAGGAGAUUCAGUCGAAAGGAUUCCCAAAAUAGUAAUAACUAGUGAUAACAAUGUUGAUGCUUCUGGGGAGAGAGUCUCGUGUUCAGUGUGCCUACAGGACUUUCAGCUCGGUGAGACGAUCAGAAGUUUGCCGCAGUGCCAUCACAUGUUUCACCUACCAUGCAUUGAUACAUGGCUGUUGAGGCACGGCUCCUGUCCAUUAUGCAGAAGGGAUCUGUAGAAUAGUGCCCCAAGCUCUGUAAAUUAUAUAGGAUGCGCCGCUCACCUAAUAAGAUUUUACAAAAGAAAAAGAAAUGAGCAUACAUAAGAGUAUAUUGAGUAGUGUACAUAUUUCAAAUGAGCUUUUAAAUUUUUGGAGGUUCAUUUUGUAGGUUUUGUAUGCUCAUUUUGUAUUAUGAGCAUAGGUUAUGAUACUCAUUUGUAUUCUUUUAAUAUUUAAUAGAAGAGUAUAUUGAGUAGUGUACAUAUUUCAAAUGAGCUUUUAAAUUUUUGGAGGUUCAUUUUGUAGGUUUUGUAUGCUCAUUUUGUAUUAUGAGCAUAGGUUAUGAUACUCAUUUGUAUUCUUUUAAUAUUUAAUAGAAGAGUAUACUCAUUAUGUAAUUACUCAUUUGAUAUCAUUGCUCAUUUGAUAAGUUAUAUAUGUUUAUUUGGUACU